AUGACAGGAGGUGGUGCAACACUAGUCGUCUCAAACCUGGACUAUGGAGUAUCAAAUUCAGACAUGCAGAAACUCUUCUCAGAAUCUGGUCCUCUACACAGUGCAACGGUUAAUUAUGACAAGUCUGGUCGCUCCAUGGGUUCAGCGUACGUCGUAUUUCACCGAAAAGCAGAUGCAGUCAAAGCUAUGAAACAGUACAACAGCGUUCCUUAG
Messenger RNA from Homalodisca vitripennis (glassy-winged sharpshooter), 213 nucleotides. Its product is annotated as THO complex subunit 4-B-like. The record is from RefSeq and is a predicted model, not a curated record. Gene Ontology annotation, cellular component: nucleus. Gene Ontology annotation, molecular function: mRNA binding. The transcript has 2 exons. Gene Ontology annotation, biological process: mRNA export from nucleus. Lineage: Eukaryota; Metazoa; Arthropoda; Insecta; Hemiptera; Cicadellidae. The coding region runs from base 1 to 213 and encodes 70 amino acids.